UGUGCCAGUGUUUUUUAAGUGAACUACAUUUUUUAAAACUGCACAAUGGGAUCACUGCCGCGCGUUUCUGUGGUCACCGGGCAGAAGGUGUCGACACCGGCCGGACCUCUAACAAAUAUGAUGGACAAUCUCACAGCUAGAGAUGCCACCGCUUUAGUUUACAAAGAUGAGACGAGUUGCGUACGUGUGAGCUACGCGGAACUGCAGGCGCGGACAAACGCGCUGGGCAGAGCCAUCGCCGCCCACGCUCGCCCCAUCGGACCUAACAGGGACGGGGACUAUGUGAUAGCUGUGUGCAUGGAGCCAACACAUAAUACGAUAAUGACUCUGCUAGCGAUAUGGAAGGCGGGUGCGGCGUAUGUGCCGAUGGACCCGAGCUUCCCACAAGGCAGAAUUUCACAUAUCUUAAAGGACGCGGAGCCUUCUCUUGUCAUAUAUGAUAACACAGCAAAUCCCUCUAUGUUCUCUGGUAGUGGUAUACCAGCGGUAUCAUUCGACGAGCUCUCUUUAGAAGCCAGUGGCUUACCAGGAGAUAAGCCGAGUGAAGCGGAGGUACUAUUGCAAGCCACUGCUGAGAGCAUUGCGAUUGUUCUUUACACGUCUGGAAGUACCGGAAUACCAAAAGGAGUGCGUUUGUCAUAUUCAGCGAUCUGCAACCGCCUCUGGUGGCAAUUCCGUACUUUCCCGUACACGGACAAAGAAAACGUCUGCGUUUGGAAGACAGCUCUAACUUUCGUCGACUCUGUUUGUGAGAUCUGGGGGCCUUUGUUACACGGCAGGACCUUACUUAUACUCUCAAGAGAGACGACUCGAGAUCCUCAGAAAUUGGUUCGGGUCCUAGCGGAAAAUGAGGUGCAUCGUUUGGUAUUAGUGCCAACGUUACUCCGGUCUAUUUUAAUGUACCUCUCUUUAAACCGCUCCGAAAGACCACUCCAAUCCCUGAAACUGUGGGUCUGUUCUGGUGAGACUCUCGGCAAGGAACUGGCGGGACAAUUCUUCCAAUAUUUCGGUGAUAACGAAGGCUACAAGCUGGCCAACUUCUACGGGAGUACCGAGGUUAUGGGCGACGUGACAUUCUAUGUUCUGGAACGUUCUGAACAAUUGGAUGUACAUCCUACGAUACCGAUCGGGAAGCCGGUCGACAACUGCGCCAUCUAUCUUCUAGAUGAAGAAAUGAAUCCGGCACGCGAGGCGGAGCCAGGCGAGGUGUGGGUGGCGGGUCGCAAUCUAGCUGCAGGGUACGUCGGCGGACAGGCGCCGGAGAAAUUCUGUUACAACCCGCACGCCUCACAUCCAGAUUUUGGAAAACUAUACCGCACUGGAGACUUCGGUGUUCUACACAAGGGGAUGGUAUUAUACGCGGGAAGAACUGACUCGCAAGUCAAGAUCCGAGGUCACAGAGUAGAUUUAUUAGAAGUUGAAACUGCAGUAGCUGCUGUGGAGGGAGUCGAGAAAGCGGUGGUUCUCUGCUAUGGCCUGGAUCGUGGCAAUCCUGAAGUGCUGGCCUUUGUGACUGUGCAGCAAAGCGCGCGGCUCUCAGCGCACCACAUAGAAACAGCACUCAAGAAGUCCCUGACACAUUAUAUGUUACCACAGGUAAUCGUUAUAGAGAGUGUCCCUUUAUUGGUGAACGGCAAAGUCGACAGACAAGCGCUACUCAAGAUGUACGAGAACACUAACAAUAAUGACGACUCUGAGAUAUCUUUCGACAUUGACUACAGUGGAGUGGAUGCUGAGAAUUUAGAAGCAGCUAAGGUCCUCUUUGAGACGGUGGGAGAGGUGCUCGGGAGGGCGGCGAGAGGGACGCUAUCAGUGAGGGCGGGCUUCUACGCGCUGGGAGGGAACUCACUUAAUUCUAUUUAUACUAUCACUAGACUGAGAGACAAAGGAUACUAUAUUGAGAUAAGUGAGUUUCUGGGAGCAGCCAAUCUUGGCGAUGUGCUGACCCACAUGAGCUGCGGUCCGGAGCACGCGGCUGGCGGUUACGACCACAAGUUCAAAGCAGUGCCGAUGGCUGAAGAUCAUGAACAGCAAGUUGUCGAUAUGAUCGUAUCGUCGUUCUACGAGAAGGCUGAGUUAGAACAGUUCUUAAAGCACGAGAUUGCGACUGAGGACUACGCGCACUGUAUCCGUGCUUGCUGGGACGCUCUGCUGCAGGCCAGACUCAGCGUCGUUCUAGAAGAUCAUUCAGGAACACCGGUAGCGGUUGCAUUGAAUUUCGACGCUCGAGACGAGCCAGAGAUCGAAUUGAACGGAGGUCUCGCCAAAAUCAUGACAUUCCUCGAAUUUAUUGAGAGCUCUGUUAGAGAUACCAUGCUGCCUGAGGGAAAGGGUACGAUUCUGCACUCCUUCAUGAUGGCAACAGCUGCCUCACUGAGUCCCCAAGACAAUUGGGAACUGAUGUACUCGGCUUCCAAACCUUACUGGAUUACCAAAUAAACGAAUACAUCGACCCUAACGGAGACAGAAUCUUCGGGAAAGCGCCUGAUGAUAUGAGAGCUAUCGUCUGCUGGAAACCUAUUGAAUAGUGUUGCUAUUUAAAAAUGUAGGUAUCUUUACUCUAUGGUAUUAGUAUUGUUAAGACAUAGACUAAUGCACUUCCUAGUAGAAUAGACACAUCCAAAGUAAUAGCAGUGUUAUGAGAAUUUAUAUUAAGUUUUUUUUAACUCAUUCCAACUUGAUUUCUGGCCAGUGUUACAAAAAGAGUUAAAUUGAUGUUAAUUACAAGGCCUAAAUAUGUAAAAUUAUACAUUUACUUAGGUAAUUUAAAUUACUUUUAAAUGAUGCAAGAUAUAUUUGUAAUUUAUCUGUUAUUAAUUUUCAAGUAAAUGAUUAUGUUUGCCUAUUUCUGUAAAUAGCAACAUUGUAUUGUAGCAUUAAUGAAAUAUUGCUAUGAAAAUUUGAAAGUGGAUUAAAACAUUUUUAUGAAAAGUGGUACUAUAGAUUUGAUCUAGAACAUUCCAAAAGGCUCGUUUAGGCUUUAUUGGCGCUAAGCUAUUAGUUGUAAAUAUAAUAGUAGUAAAAGUAAAUAAGAUAUAUCUAAUUCUAAAUAUUGGCCAAUUUACAGUACAUAAACUGUAAAAAAAUGAUUUUUCAAAUGAUUAUUUAAACACCACACUUAAACAUUCAAUUACGGAAAUUUAAAAAACUUGCCUAAUUAUUAGUUAAAUGCCUUAGUGUUAUAUAAUAUGAUAAUAGUACAACAUUGUAAUUUAUAAUUAUAAUUGUUAGAACACAAUUAUUGCCUACUUAAUGUGAAAAUCGUAGUAACAUACCAAGGGCGUUGCCAAGUGGGCAAGGCAGGCAGCGUCCCUCUCCUAGAGUGAAAAAUGUAAAAUAAGAAUAAAAUGGUAACUACGUCUAGACCUAGCCUUUAUCAUUGGCUGGUGACGCCCUUAUUUUUAUCCUAAUUUGUUAAUAAAUUGCAAAUUAUAUAUAGCAAGUUUGUGAAGAUAUUAGAAUUCUUUUUAAAACAAAAACAAUCCAGUUAUAAACACUGUGGUACAAGCACAGAUUAUAUAAUAGUAACAAAAUUAGAUUUGACAGUUCUUAGAUUAUUCUAUUAUUAGUAAGAUCUCUACUUCAUGUUUAUUGUGAUAAAUUAAUAUUUAAGGUUAUUUUAAUUGUUACGAAUUAUUCUGUAGUUACUAUUUUAAAAUAAAAU
Molecule: messenger RNA, 3664 nt
Organism: Papilio polytes (common Mormon)
Lineage: Eukaryota; Metazoa; Arthropoda; Insecta; Lepidoptera; Papilionidae
Gene: e
Product: tyrocidine synthase 3
Source: RefSeq, a predicted model, not a curated record